AUGGAGGCAUUUCCAGUCGGGGACGAACUGGGCAGCACCCCGGAACCCACCAUUUUGCAGCCUGCCGGGACCGCUCCAGCGCCGGCUUAUCCUGCUCUCGAGUCGCAACAAGGCGAGCACCUGCGCGUCGGGGAGGACGUCCAGUUCAGCGAAGAGGUGGAAGACAGAGGUUUGCUAGAAAGCAGUACAAAAUUAAAACCUCAUGAAGCUCAAAACUAUAGAAAGAAAGCAUUGUGGGUUUCGUGGGCCUCCAUUAUUGUUACACUGGCUCUGGCUGUGGCUGCUUUCACUGUCUCUGUAAUGAGGUACAGUGCUUCAUCAUUUGGAUUUGCAUUUGAUGCCACUUUGGAUGUGUUGUCUUCAGUGAUAGUUCUGUGGCGUUACAGCAAUGCAGCAGCAGUUCAUUCGGCACACAGAGAAUAUAUAGCUUGUGUCAUCUUGGGCGUGAUAUUUCUUUUGUCCUCUUUAUGUAUAGUGAUCAAAGCCAUCCAUGACCUUGCAACUAAGUUGCUUCCAGAAGUGGAUGACUUUCUAUACAGUGUUUCAAUUUUAAGUGGAAUCCUUUGUACUACUUUAGCAGUGAUCAAAUUUAUGUUGGGGAAGGUGCUUACAAGCAGAGCAUUGUUAACAGAUGGUUUCAACUCUCUGGUAGGAGGAAUUAUGGGCUUUUCCAUCCUCCUGAGUGCAGAGGUUUUUAAGCACAAUGCUUCUGUUUGGUACCUGGAUGGAAGUAUAGGAGUUCUGAUUGGACUUAUAAUAUUUGCCUAUGGUGCCAAGUUGCUUUUGGAUAUGGUUCCCCGUAUACGGCAAACACGUCAUUAUGAAAUGUUUGAAUGA
This is a messenger RNA of Thamnophis elegans (Western terrestrial garter snake), 837 nucleotides long. RefSeq names its product transmembrane protein 163 (gene TMEM163). The record is from RefSeq and is a predicted model, not a curated record. Bases 1 to 837 code for a protein of 278 amino acids. The transcript is spliced from 8 exons. NCBI's taxonomy places the organism in Eukaryota, Metazoa, Chordata, Lepidosauria, Squamata, Natricidae. Gene Ontology annotation, cellular component: synaptic vesicle membrane. Gene Ontology annotation, molecular function: zinc ion binding.